AUGACCGACGAUCGUGACCUUCAUCAAGUCGAAAAGGACGACGUGCCUCCUCUUCCCUCCUCGCCUUCCUCGUUCCGUGCUCCGCUAGGGAGGCCUGCUUGGUACGGAGCAUCGGUGAGUGUGCCGGACGAGGGAGAACAUCAGCGCGGUGCAGGUAGUCUUGACUGAUCGACCCCUGUUCCACUCCAAUGCGCUCACGCAGCCCACUCCAUCCUUCAACUUCCUCUCCGGCAGCGCGCCAAAUUUCAGCGCAGCGUCUCAGCGCGCCCCUUUUAAAUCGCGACUCAUUGAUCCUAAUCGUGAGCGCGAGCACCUGCUGAGAUGCGAAACGAAGCUUGGCAAGCAACAGGCUCGCAAAGUGAGUGAUUCGCGGAUCGUGGCUGUGCUCCUGUUACGCGAAGCUGAACCCGCACUCGCGCAGAACUUCAUUGCUUGCUUGGUCCCUGUACUGGUCGGACUCGUCGGUGCUGCCGCCUUGAUCGUGACCGGCUACCUGAGCAUCAAGAAGCACGACUACUGUCUCGUACUCGAGGACAACUUUGACGGACCUUUAGACACCACCAUUUGGAAGCAUGAGCAAGAGACUGGAGGUUUCGGCAACAGCCAAUUCGACUGGACAACCGACUCUGCCAACAACUCCUACACCAAGGACGGCAUGCUCUACAUCGUUCCCACCCUGACUGCUGACAGCAUCGGCGAGGCUGCCAUCAUGAACGGUUACCAGCUCAACUUGACCACCACGGGCACUUGCACCGCCUCAAACACCAGCGAUCCCGUCAGCUGUUCCGUCGCAAGCAACUUGACCGAAGGAAUCAUCAUCCCGCCCAUUCAAAGUGCUCGGCUGACCACCAAAGGAACAAAGAGCAUCAAGUACGGCAAAGUGGAGGUACGCGCACGCAUGCCUACGGGUGACUGGCUCUGGCCCGCCAUCUGGAUGAUGCCUCGCGACGAAAUCUACGGUCCGUGGCCCAGAUCCGGAGAGAUUGACAUUGUAGAGUCCAAGGGCAACAUGCCCACAAAGAGAUCGCAAGAGCUCGCCAAUGUCGUCAGCUCCACCUUGCAUUGGGGUCCCAUCUCCUACUUUGACGGCUACCGGCUCACCCACGACAUUACUCGCGUCUAUCGAAAAUUUUUCAACCAAAAGUUCUACACUUUUGGUAUGGAGUGGGACGAGGAAGGCAUCACCGUGUGGAAAGAAGUGCCCUCUAGACCCUUUUUCAUCACCAAGUUCAAAGUCGACCGCUACGAGCUUGGCGGCUUUCCACGCUUUUCGGACAACGGAACGGCCAUCGUCUCACCGUGGGGAGGCUCGAGCAACAAAGCUGCAGCUCCUUUCGACCAAGAAUUCUACCUCAUCCUCAACGUAGCAGCUGGAGGAACCAAUGGUUACUUUGAGGAUGGUGACAUCAGCAAGCCCUGGUCCAACAGCAACAACGUCACCAAAGCCAGAUCCGACUUUUGGGCUCAGAGGAACACAUGGCUACCCACUUGGCCCUCUGACCCGAGCCAGCGCGGCAUGGUCGUCGACUAUGUCAAGAUGUGGCAGCUCGGCAAAUGCACCUCUUGA
Messenger RNA from Ceraceosorus bombacis, 1567 nucleotides. The record is from the annotation of a GenBank genome assembly. Lineage: Eukaryota; Fungi; Basidiomycota; Exobasidiomycetes; Ceraceosorales; Ceraceosoraceae.